Messenger RNA from Xenopus laevis (African clawed frog), 939 nucleotides. Its product is annotated as olfactory receptor 1020. The record is from RefSeq and is a predicted model, not a curated record. Bases 1 to 939 code for a protein of 312 amino acids. The transcript has a single exon. NCBI's taxonomy places the organism in Eukaryota, Metazoa, Chordata, Amphibia, Anura, Pipidae.
AUGGAUAAGGGAAACGGCACCCCAGUAACAGAAUUUAUUCUUGUGGGUCUAUCAGAGAUUCCUGAGCUCCAGCAAUAUCUUUUUUGCAUCUUUUUGUGCAUCUAUAUCAUCACUGUACUCGGAAAUGCCUCCAUUAUCCUUAUAUAUAAAUUCAGUCUCAGCCUGCACACCCCCAUGUAUUUUUACCUCAGUAACUUUUCCUUUCUUGAAAUCUGUUACGUUUCGACAAGCUCUCCGAAAAUGCUGCAAAAUAUGUUAGCUGAGAAAAAAAGAAUAUCCUUUUAUGGCUGUUUUACCCAGAUCUACGGCAUUGUGCAUCUGGCUGGCACAGAGUUCUAUGUGCUUGCAGCCAUGGCUUAUGAUCGAUACAACGCUAUAUGCCACCCUCUCUUGUACAGGAUCAUUAUGAAUAAAGCUGUCUGUAUUAAGCUUCUUGUUGGCUCAUGGGUUAUUGGUGCCGCCAAUGCUCUUGUUCAUACGUUACUUACACACACCUUGUCUUUCUGUUCCAAUAAAGUGAAUCAUAUUUUCUGUGAUGUCCCACCUUUGCUGAAACUUGCAUGCACAGACACCUGGAUAAAUGAAAUCGUCAUGUAUAUUAUUGGCGGUUCUGUUACUGGCGGUGCGUUUAUACUGAUAAUCAUUUCUUACAUACAGAUCAUCUCAACGAUUCUGACAAUCCAUUCAGCAACGGGCAGGAAGAAGGCUUUCUCCACUUGCACUUCUCACUUGACAGUUGUGACGAUAUUUUAUGGCUCCAUCUUCUUUAUGUACUUAAGGCCAAAAUCAAGUUAUGCUAUGCAUCACGAUACGGUGGUCGCUAUCAUGUAUACCAUCAUAGCUCCGCUGCUAAACCCUUUUAUAUAUAGUCUAAGAAACAAUGAUGUAAAAUCUGCUGUGAGAAAAUUACUGAAUAGAAGGAAAUUAGCCUGGAAAUAA